AAACACACACACGUUUAAAUGUUGUGUGCGUUAGGUGUGUAAAGGAGUGUUUGAAGAGUACGUGCGUGCGUCCUACCCGAGUGUGCGUUUUUGUUUGAUGCUGAUACGGAGAUUAGAUUAAGUUUGUGAGGUUACCUGUUUGGGCUCACUAACUGGCCGGCGAGGCGAGAGAGCGGAGCGGCGUGGCAGUGCAGUGAACCCAAAGCCUGGAAACAACAACAAAACAUUCACCAAAAUAUUAACGAGGCCUCUGCAAAGUGAAGAAGCCUGGCAACACGCUGGCGGUGGAGGACUUGAGGAAAAGAAAAGAGAAACGAAAAGCCGCUGUGUGAAAAGGGACAUUAGUAAAGAAAGGAGGCGUGAACUGAACUUACUCGACACAGACAGUACUUCGCAAGGCACUGGAAAAGAAAAAACAGGAGAGGAGGAAACCAUCUUGUAUGAACGAUCGCUGAAGGAAAUUUUGCAGCUAAGGAGAUAAACUAGAGGAGAGGGAACCAAAGCGUGUGUGUGUGUGUGAGUGGGACAGGAAGAAGAAAGGAAGGAGAGAAGGAAGGAGGGGGAGAAGGAGAGAUAAAAGAAAGGAAAAGGGGAGAAAAGGAAGGAAGGAGGGAAGGAGAAAGAGAAGGGACGCUUUUGUGUGUGUGUGUGUGUGUGUGUGUGUGUGAGUCGCCGCCACAAUGAUAAUCAAGGCUGUGUCGAGCGUGGUGAAGGUGAAGGUGGACCUCAAGCCGGUGGUGGACAACUUGGUCUUCAAACUACACUACCGUUACACUUACAUCUUCUUCCUGGUGGCUACGGCGCUGGCCACCCUCUACGAUGUCAUUGGUGAGAAGAUCGACUGCCUGACGGAUAUAGACUCGGACUCGUACAAAGAUGCCGUGAACAGCUACUGCUUCAUCAUGGGCACCUUCACCGUGGACCGCCUGCACAGCCUCAAGGAGGGCUCACAGGUGCCUCAUCCCGGCGUGGGGCCACCUGAGGCUACGGACUCCAUUACCUACCACACCUACUACCAGUGGGUGCCCUUCGUCCUCUUCGUGCAGGGCGUGCUGUUCUACGUGCCGCACUGGCUCUGGAAGAAGUGGGAGGGCGGCCUCUUCAAGAGCAUCAUCCAGAAUCUUUCCCUCAAGGACUACCUCGGCGAUGAACUAAAAAACUACUUCGGGAAGAAGCAAGGGUUCGAGACUCUGUCCAAGUACGUGACCCGCACGAUGCACAGACACAGGAUGUGGGCGUACCGCUACUUCUUCUGUGAGUUCCUCAAUCUGGUGGUAGUGGUGGGCAUGCUGUUCUUCACCGACUUGUUCCUCGGCGGCGAGUUCCUCAAAUACGGCACCAAGGUGUUCGAGGUGGCUGGUCUGGACCCUGAGAACCGCACGGACCCGAUGUCGUACGUGUUCCCGCGGAUGGCCAAGUGCACCUUCCGGAGCUACGGCGCCUCGGGGACCAUUCAGAUCAGGGACGUGAUGUGCCUCAUCGCCACCAACAUCAUCAACGAAAAGAUCUACCUGUUCCUGUGGGUGUGGCUCGUGUUUCUCACCGCCCUCACCUCUGCCUGGAUGCUCUACAGACUCUUCACCCUCAUCCUGCCGCCCUUCAGGAACUUCCUCCUCAUGCAACUAACUGAUUCCGCGAGCCAAGACCUCCUGCGCGAGAUACUGCGAUACACCAACGUCAGCGACUGGUUUCUGCUGUACAGCCUCGCCAAGAACAUGGAGCGAAGCGUGUUCUCGGAGUUCGUUAUCGAAUUGCACAAGGAAUUCUACCACUCAGACGACAAAGAAGCACUGAAGGAGGAGCUCAGAAGGGAAGACUCGGUGCCGGAGGAGAAGCCGAGCAGGGUGGCGUUGUAUGCUGAGGAGACAGUAAAGCAUCGCAGCGGUAAAGCUUCAUCAGCCACAAUGUCGGUCAGUGCCUUCGCUAAGAUCAAGGUGAAGGUGGACGUGAAGCCGGUGGUGGAGGGCUUCGUGUUCCGCCUCCACUACCGCUACACCUACCUCUUCUUCAUGAUCGCCACCCUCCUCAGCUCGCUCUACGGCCUUGUGGGCAAGAAGAUCGACUGCAUGACCGGUAUUAGCUCAGAUUCCUUCAACAACGUGGUCAACAGCUACUGCUUCAUCAUGGGCACCUUUACCGUGGACCGCCUGCACAGCCUCAAGGUGGGCUCACAGGUGCCUCACCCCGGCGUGGGGCCACCUGAGACUACGGACUCCAUCACCUACCACACCUACUACCAGUGGGUGCCCUUCGUCCUCUUCAUGCAGGGGCUGCUGUUCUACGCGCCUCACCUGCUCUGGAAGCGGUGGGAGGGCGGCCUCUUCAGGCAGCUCGUCCAGAACCUCUCCGUCAGGGACUACCUCGGCUCAAACCUCAGCAACUACUUCAACAGGAAGCAGAUGAUCGACAUUCUGUCCAAGUACGUGAGCCACACGAUGCGUGGGCACAGGGCGUGGGCGUACCGCUUCUUCUUCUGUGAGUUCCUCAACCUGGUGGUGGUGGUGGGCAUGCUGUUCUUCACCGACUGGUUCCUCGGCGGCGAGUUCCUCAAAUACGGCACCAGCGUGUUCGAAGUGGCUCGUCUGGACCCCGAGAACCGCACGGACCCGAUGUCAUACGUGUUCCCGCGGAUGGCCAAGUGCACCUUCCAGAGCUUCGGCGCCUCGGGGACCAUUCAGAUCAGGGACGUGAUGUGCCUCAUCGCCACCAACAUCAUCAACGAAAAGAUCUACCUGUUCCUGUGGGUGUGGCUCGUGUUCCUCACCGCUUUCACCUCCGCCUGGAUUCUCUACCGAAUCCUCACCCUCAUCCUGCCGCCCCUCAGACUCCGCAUCCUUCAGGCCCGCGUGCUCCCGUCUGUGAGGCAAGAGGUGAAGGCUGUAGUGAGCUGGGCCUCCGUGAGCGACUGGUUCCUCCUCGUCAGUCUCGCCAAGAACAUGGAGCGGAGCGUCUUCUCAGAGUUCAUCAAGGACUUCGCGGACACACAUAACUCCCGACCUUACUCCCCCGCCCCGACGCCCACCGAUGACCUCGAGAAGUCGCCGCUCUAGUUUUAGGAGCUUGUAGGAGACGCCGUGCCUAGAAAUCUUCACUUUUUUUUUUCUUUUACUUCCCAAUGCGACGGAGAUGAGCACCGCAGCCACGCGCAGCUAUGGCAUAUGCAGCCAACUUUACCUUACCUUACUUUUUCUGCUACUUCUAUUUCUACAGCUUCAUUUUCUUCUUCCUUACUUGCAGCGUUUUUUUUCUUCUGCGUUUUCUUAUUCUUCUUUUUCGUUUUCAUUCUCAGUAUUUUUGUUUUCUUCUAUUUCUUCUUCUUUUUCUACUUCUUCUUUUUCUUCUUCUUCUUCUUCUUCUUCUUCUUCUUCUUCUUCUCCUCCUAUUUCUUCUUCUUUUUCAUCAUCCUGCAUUCCUUUUCUUCUUUUCUGCCGUCUUUUUCUUGUGGCUUAUCCCACUUUACUUUCUCCUUUACUUAAGCACAUUGUGAUACUCUCAUAGUCAGUGAUGUUACUUUGAGGGAUAAUAAAAAUAUGGUUAACGGUACAUUUGAUUUAUUGUUUUGUAAUUGUGUGUUAUAAUAUAGAAUGAUGAGUCUUCCAGUUUAUCGUUUUCAUUGUCCAUUUAUCACAGUAACACGUAUAUAAAAAGUGUUAAGUAUAGUGACAAGCCAUGCAUUCUCAGACACCUUCGGCUCUCAACAAUAAAUAUUUACAAAGGUCACAAAACAGAUUAGUUAGCCCGGUAGCUGCUGGGAUCAUGUUUCUUAAAGGCGAGAAAAAUGAGAAAAAAAUCAUCACUCACGCAAACCAUUCCAUGAUAUAUAUCAACGCAUUUGUGAUCAGUUUAUGCAUCAUCUAUUUUUUGGGGUUUAUAUCAUAGCAAAAAUUUGGGCCGUCGCUGGUACACGGUAAAGCCACAAAUUUGGCCCGUCGCUGCUACCGGGUUAAGUUCUCAUGAGUGAUUUUUUUCUACAUUCAUGGUGCAGCAGAAGCCUUGUCAAACUACCGCUAGGCUCAUAAAACUAUCAAUGGAAAUACUAACACAACCUCUACGAAAGUCUUAUCACAUGUGGGUGGGUGUGCCCCGAUAUAAGUUUGAGAAUAUGAGGCAAUGACAGACGGAUAUUGGUCCAUAGUUUAAUUGAUAACUCUGGAAAUAUAUAAUCGUUUUUCUGUCAUCACCUGUCUCGGCGAUAACACGGCGUCCUCGAUAAUGGUUUCUUUAUUAAUCACACUAUCUCACCAUUAUCACUACUCUUUGGACUCCACUAUCACCAAUCGACACCACAAUGAGUACGAAGAGGGAAGAAAACGACAGAGGACAAUAAAGAAUGGGCGGACACACACACACACACGCACACACACACACACACACACGAAGGUACAAGUUACACCCCAAAGACCUACCUACCUACCUAGCCAUCCACCUACCUACCUAUCUACCUACCUCUCACGUUACUAGUUUAAGCUUGUGUGUAAAUAAUCCUUUUCACACUGUUAAAAUAAAGCUGGAAUGCAAGUUAUACCUCAAAGAUCAUAAAACUUUCACGUUGUUAAGCUCAAGCACAAGUUAAGCCGCCGUAUGCCGCGCUUGUGUCCCUAACUCAAUGUAACCUAUCCAUUACCUUCCUAAUUCAAGGUAAUCCAUCACCUCCCCACCCUAAAUCAAGGUAACCUAUCCCUUACCUCCCUAACUUAAAGGUAUCCUAUCCUAUAUGUCCCUAACUCAAAGUAACUCGUCUCUAACUCAAGGUAAUCCAUUCUCUCUAAAUCCCUAAGACCUCCUAAAUCAAGGUAACCCAUCCAUCACCUGUAAUACAUCCUUUAACAUCCCUAACUCAAGGUAAUCCAUCCUCUCUAAAUCCCUAAAACCUCCUAAAUCAAGGUAAUCCAUCCUCUCUAAAUCCCUAAAACCUCCUAAAUCAAGGUAACCCAUCCUCUCUAAAUCCCUAAAACCUCCUAAAUCAAGGUAAUCCAUCCUCUCUAAAUCCCUAAAACCUCCUAAAUCAAGGUAAUCCAUCCUCUCUAAAUCCCUAAAACCUCCUAAAUCAAGGUAAUCAAUCCA
Molecule: messenger RNA, 5064 nt
Organism: Eriocheir sinensis (Chinese mitten crab)
Lineage: Eukaryota; Metazoa; Arthropoda; Malacostraca; Decapoda; Varunidae
Exons: 14
Coding region: 681-3050 (789 amino acids)
Biological process (GO): phototransduction
Cellular component (GO): plasma membrane; gap junction
Molecular function (GO): gap junction channel activity
Source: RefSeq, a predicted model, not a curated record